AUGGAUAGACAAUGGAUUAAGAUGAAAAAUAGGUUGAGUAAGGAAUAUAUGGAUGGUAUUGCAUCAUUUAUGGGAGUUGCAAUUCAGCAAGUGAAUGAAAAAAAUGAGACGAGGUGUCCUUGCAAGAAAUGUUUGAAUACGCAAUGGAAAGCUCUUCAAACUGUCCAUGCACAUUUGUGGGAGUAUGGGAUGUCUGCUGUUUAUCACACAUGGAUAUACCAUGGGGAAAAAUUUGGGUUACCUAGACAAGAUGCAACUCUUCCAAAUGGUGUAGAGGCACUUGGACCCAAUGAUGUUACUUAUGAUAUCUUAAAUGAUGCAUUUCCUCGAGACAUGAAUCAAGAUUUGCAUGGAGAAUGUGAUACUUUUGGAGGAAUGAAGAUGUUAAUGCAGGCCAAAGUUGAAAAUCAUUGGACUAACAAAUCAUUUGAUAUAUUGUUAGAGAUACUAAAUUGGGCUUGUCCUAAGCCACAUAAUUUUCCAACCACUUAUUAUGCUACGAAUAAGAUGUUGAAAAAUUUGGGUCUAGGGUAUGAAAAUAUUGAUGCUUGUGUGAAUGAUUGUGCUUUGUUUUAUAAAGAGCAUGUUGGGAAGGAUAAAUGUCCUGAGUGUGAUGAGCCAAGAUAUAAAUCAAGUACUAAUGAAAAAAGAAAGAAAGUUCCACAAAAAGUAUUGCGUUAUUUUCCUCUGAAGCCAAGAUUACAAAGAAUGUUCAUGUCAAAGCAUACAGCUAGUCAAAUGAGGUGGCACUUUGAUAAACGAGUUGAUGAGUAUGGUGUUAUGAGGCAUCCAGCUGAUAGUAUUGCAUGGAAGGAGUUCGAUCGUAUGUACCCUGAGUUUGCUCAGGAGCCUAGAAAUAUAAGGUUAGGCCUUGCAACAGAUGGGUUCAACCCAUUUGGAAGUAUGAGCACAAGUUAUAGCAUGUGGCCGGUGAUGGUUGUUCCAUAUAAUCUUCCACCUUGGAUGUGUAUGAAACAACAAUACUCAAUCAUGACUUUACUUAUUCCAGGCCCAAAAGCACCAGGAAAGGAUAUUGAUGUGUAUUUGCGCCCAUUAAUAGAUGAGCUUAAGGAGUUGUGGGAGGGUGUUCCAACUUAUGACAAGUUUACUGAUUCUGGAUUUAAGAUGCGGGCAACUGUGAUAUGGACAAUUAACGAUUUUCCUGCUUAUGGCAAUUUAUCUGGAUGGAGCACUAAAGGUUACUUGGCAUGUCCCGUGUGUCUUGAGGACACAUCACAUACCAAGUUGAGAAAUAAAAUUUGUUACAUGGGGCAUCGUCGUUAUUUGAGAAAGAAUCAUCCGUGGCGUAAAAGUUGUGACUUUGAUGGAAAGUAUGAGAUGCGUGAUCAACCGAGGGUAUUCUCUGGUGAUGAGAUAUUACUUCAAUUCAAUCAUCUCAGACCUUGUAAGCCUGGUAAGCACCCUGAUAAUUAUGAUAGAAAGAGGAAACGAAUGCCCAUGGAAUUAAAUUGGACAAAAAAGAGUAUUUUCUUUGAAUUGGAGUAUUGGUCUAAGUUGAAAAUAAGACAUAAUUUGGAUGUAAUGCACAUUGAGAAAAAUAUAUGUGACAACAUUGUUGGGACACUAUUGAGCAUAGAAGGAAAGACAAAAGACACGAUCAAUGCACGUUUGGAUAUGAUAGACAUGAAUAUACGAAGAGCUUUGCACUUACAUAGAGAUGAAACUAACUUAGUUAAGAAGUACCCAGCAAUCUACACGUUGUUACCACAUCAACGUCAAUCAUUUUGUGAAUUUUUGAAAUCUGUAAAAUUUCCAGAUGGGUAUGCAGCCAACAUAUCAAAGAAUGUUAAAGAAGAUGGGAAAAUAUCUGGUUUGAAGAGUCAUGAUUGUCAUGUUUUGCUUCAACAACUUCUACCUGUUGGGAUUCGGCCGUACUUGCCAAAAGAGGUGUGUGCACCUCUUAUGGAAUUGUCGAACUUCUUCCAACAAAUUUGUGCAAAGACAUUAAAAGUUGAAGAUUUGGAUAGGUUGGAGGUUGAUAUUGUGUUCAGACUAUGCAAACUUGAGAAAAUAUUUCCACUAGCUUUCUUCGAUGUUAUGGUUCAUUUAGCUAUCCAUUUACCACGUGAGGCAAAACUUGCUGGCCCAGUAGCAUAUCGAUGGAUGUACCCGAUAGAGAGAAUGCUAGGGAAAUUGAAAGGUUAUGUACGUAAUAGAGCUCGGCCUGAAGGAUCCAUUGUUGAGGGAUACAUUGCAAACGAAUCAUUAACUUUCUGUUCAAUGUAUCUCCGUAAUGGUGAAAUUUUUUCCUCUCAUCAUGAACGAAAUAAUGAUGGUGAAACCAAUGCGAAGCUAUCAGUUUUCAUGCAUAAUGCACGCCCGUGUGGUGGCUACAAAAUGGUUCAAUGGUCAGAGUUGGAAAUGGAAUCAGCUUAUUGGUAUAUCCUCAACAAUUGUGAUGAAGUUGAACCUUUCAAAAAUGAGUUUCGCCAACUGUUAGAAAUAGAAAGCCCAGAUAACUUGGAACAGAGACAAAGGAAAUUGUUUCCGCAAUGGUUAAAGACUCGUGUCAAAACAUUGAGCAAACAAGGAUUGGGGGAUGCAACUAACGAAUUAUAUGCAUUAGCAUAUGGUCCAGAUAAAAGAGUUGGUAUGUAUACAGGGUGUGUUGUAAAUGGAGUUCGGUGGCAAGUAAAGCAUAUAGAAGAAACACGCACAACUCAGAACAGUGGGGUUAUGGUACCUGGGACACAUGGUGAUCAACAAUCUAACUUUUAUGGUAGAUUGGUGAAUGUUGUGAAGAAAGGUUUUCAAGAUGGGUAUCAUGUUAUACUUUUCAAAUGUGAGUGGUUUAAUACUCAACCAAGAUUUUUUAGGAAGAAAAAGAUUCACCGGAUUCGUCGUGAUUAUCAUCUCACUUCAGUGAAUACAACCAAUGUAUGGUAUAAAGAUGAUCCGUAUGUGCUUGCUAAACAAGCCCAACAAAUAUUUUAUCUUGACGACCCUAAAUUGGGUUCUAGUUGGAAAGUAAUUCAGAAGAUUCGACAUAGACAUGUGUGGGAUGUUCCUGAAAAUGAAGCCGCUCAUGAAGUUGAAACAAUCUAUGAUGAAGGAGUAGACCAAGAUGGUGAUGAUAUUGUGAUAACAAGUCGAGAUGAGAAUGAAUUACCAAGCACUUCACUUCGUAGAGAUGAUGCAGAACCUGAAAUAGUUGAGGAGGAGAUUAGUUUGGAACCAAUAGGAGUUGAUGAUUAUGAGGAAGUUUUGACUGAUGAUAAUUCAAUUGAAGAACAAUUGUCAGGGGAUGAGUCAAAUAGUGUUCACAGUGAUGAUUAUAGUGAUUUGGAUUGA
Prunus avium (sweet cherry) is the source of this 3312-nucleotide messenger RNA. The record is from RefSeq and is a predicted model, not a curated record. NCBI's taxonomy places the organism in Eukaryota, Viridiplantae, Streptophyta, Magnoliopsida, Rosales, Rosaceae.